Molecule: messenger RNA, 324 nt
Organism: Pochonia chlamydosporia 170
Lineage: Eukaryota; Fungi; Ascomycota; Sordariomycetes; Hypocreales; Clavicipitaceae
Exons: 1
Coding region: 1-324 (107 amino acids)
Source: RefSeq, a predicted model, not a curated record
AUGUAUCUCUGCCAGGACGCCUACAUCGACAAAAUUGCGCGAAAAUUCAAGCUCUGCGACUCAAAGCUUCGAGUACCGUCAAUCCCGAUCACAACGAUCCCUCUCGUCAAACAUGAGGGACAGGCUUCCCAGGAAGAGAUAAAAGCAUAUCAGGAACGAGUCGGAUCUCUGAUGUAUAUCGCAGUCAUGACCAGACCUGAUAUAGCACGAGCAGCUACCCAGCUUGCAAGGUUCCUGACAAACCCAUCACCAGAGCACCUUGCCGCCGCUGAUCAAUGCAUCCCGUUAUCUCUACACGACGAGAUUCCUCGCCAUCAUCUAUGA